CACUGGGCUGCUUCCUUGGAGAAGAGGCCACAAGCCAGGUUACCGGCCAUGGCCUCAGCCUGAGGCAGUGCAAGUGGCCUCCUCUUCGAUUAGAAUGGAGAAGGACCCUGCUGCACACAGAAGGCACCGGCCUGGGCCUGGGGCCCUGCCCUCGGGGGCAGCCCCUGGGCUUGGCAAGGCAGCCAGUGAGGGGCCUGCACUGCAGAGAAGCAGGAGCGUAGGUGGCCUGAUACAGAAGGGGGACCCCCCAAGCCGCCCCAGGAAUCCAUGCAGGGAACCCGAGUCUGAAGAUCAGGACCAUGACCCAAGGAGGGACACAAACAACGCCAGUGGUCAGGCAGACCUAGAGGAAGAUGGGAAAGAGAAGAAUCAGGAUGCCCAGGGAACCCCGGAUCCUGACAGUGGGAAAGCAGAGCCAGAGACUGAGUGGAGUGGUGCAGAGACCAGCACCGAGGGGGAGCAGGAAGGCACAGGCUGGUGUUCCAGGGAGGCCGAGGAACAGGAAUUGGAGCCGAUAAAGCUGGUCAGCCAUCUCGAAAAAGAGGCAAGAGCUUUAUACUUCAGCAGCGGAGGUCAGAUGUGUCAUAAACCACCUACAUUUGUGGAGAUUGAUCUGGGAGAUCACACUGAGGAGGUCAUCCCCUGUGCCGUGAGAGAGGAGAUGCAGGCCCGGAUGGACACAGGAGAUCUGUCAGAAGAUGAGAUACAGACCAGCUGGUUGUGCUGCAUCCCAUACACUACCAGGAGGAAGACCAAGUGUGGCAUGGCGGCCCUGGAGAAGGGUUGGCUGAGCUGGGGGGAAUGGGGGGCAGAUUGUUCUAUCAUGGCAGAUACCCCCAGCAGCUCUCCGACCACACAAGACUGAGAGCCACCAGGAGCCAGCCCUGGCUGCAGGGUGGUGCAGCUUUUAAAGGACACUCGGUGCAAGUUUGCGGGACAUGGGAGACAGAGAAGGGGCAGGAAGGUGGCUUACCUGUCA
Messenger RNA from Fukomys damarensis (Damara mole-rat), 979 nucleotides. It is a transcript of the gene CUNH13orf46, whose product is annotated as chromosome unknown C13orf46 homolog. The coding region runs from base 95 to 865 and encodes 256 amino acids. The transcript is spliced from 8 exons. The record is from RefSeq and is a predicted model, not a curated record. Lineage: Eukaryota; Metazoa; Chordata; Mammalia; Rodentia; Bathyergidae.